Molecule: messenger RNA, 3960 nt
Organism: Apiotrichum porosum
Lineage: Eukaryota; Fungi; Basidiomycota; Tremellomycetes; Trichosporonales; Trichosporonaceae
Product: DEAD-box type RNA helicase
Exons: 6
Coding region: 1-3960 (1319 amino acids)
Molecular function (GO): ATP hydrolysis activity; helicase activity
Source: RefSeq, a predicted model, not a curated record
AUGUCUUCUAACAGCAAACAAUCAUCCACCGAUCCACAGGCCACUGGCAGACAGUUCAACACGCCGCCAGUGGUCAACCCUUCACUUGCUCGCUCGUUUACCUCGAGCAACGUGACUGGUACCCCCACUCCCCAACAUUCCAGUACUGCCCAGGCUCAGUCAGAGCCUGCAGUGCGCACGCCGCUGCGUGAUUCUCGGCCUCCCUUAACCCCACCAACCCCAACUCCCACCCAUUUCACCUGCUUCGGCAGGCCCCAAGACCCCUCGACUUCCCGCUCUCGCCCGUUGCCUCAGCCCCCGCGUGUCGUCGACACCGGUCGUGAGCACCACCAGUACAACGCCGCCAACCCCCCGCCAAUCUACCACUUUUCUACACCUCGCUUCGGCGAGCAUUUUGGAACCCAACAUCUUUCUCCAGCCGGCAUUCCGGCCUUCCUGAACAACUCCACGUACCUCACCGGCACGUCCAUGGCCCCACUCCUUGUCCUAAGCUCUGUCGACGUACUGCCCCCUUUUUCCCCUCACCAAAGUGACGUUACGCACGUGAGCGCGGACGGCAUCGUCUACGACUCGUAUGGCCGCCCAUUCCAUGUCCAGCGGUCCACUCAGUACACUGUCACCCCGUACGCUCCUCACGACCAUGCGCAACACGACCUGCACCCGCCCGCCGUCGCCUCUUGGCCGCACCCCCCGCCUGGUCCAGUGCACGCGGGACCGACCGAACCCCAGGCGCCCUUCGUGUCACAACCAGUGUCCGCAACCGCGCCCGACCCCCCUUCCCCCAACGUGCCCACCCAUCAGCACCGCCUUUCCGUGCACACGCCUACGCCCUCGGUGCAGUAUGAGCACGUUGCUGUCGCCAACACCCCAUCACGACCUGUCACACCACCUACCCCUUCCCAUGUGACGGCACCCCCUUCUCGUGAUCCCAUUGACACACACUACGAGUCGGAGGAGCUUGCAGUCCACAAGGCAGACAGUACCUGCGUUCCGGCCGUGACGCCCAAUGUUAGCGCGACCGACGCCUCGUCAAGUACACCCCCCGCCGCCGCCGAGGACAGCGACGGAGGUUGGCGUGUCGACCACCCGCGAGACAGUGCGACCACAGUCAAGCCGAAGCCCCCUUUCACCGCCAAACAACUCAAAACCGCCAACCUAGGUGGCACAACACAACCCACGACAGCUGCCCCUGCGGCUGCCCCGCCCAACGAGACUCAAAAAGAGCGGUGUCAGACGAAGACAGUGUGCAAGUAUUACGAGCUGCCGCAAAAGCCACACUCUGCCCCGGGCCAGGCGGUUGUGUUCCACCCUCGAGUUGUCGCGUUCGAAAUGGGCGCCCGCGCCACAGAGCUCGCUUCAGGCCAACCGGUCCCCAUCGGCUGCAUCUAUGUCGUCCCCAGUGACCUUGCCCUUGAUCUCCCCGCCGACGACGUGGCCUCGGCCCUUUACGCACGCCAGACUGGCCUCAGCGUCGUCACCGGAUAUGGCUUGAACGAGUUCUUUGCCACCGGUGUCGUUCCAGACGAGAGCUCCCACCCCCUGUGCAAGCCGAUCGCGUUCGAACCUACUGAUUUCCCUCCUGUCCGUGUCGUCUCCGACAACAUGGGGGAAAUCCUCAACCGCACUGCUGCUGCCAUGCGCAGCGAGACAGCCGACUUCGCCUUCACGCGUCCCAGGCGACUGGGAAAAGUUUCACUCCGCAACGACAGAGCCCGGUACGUCGUUCUCCACCCAGAUGACUACUGGAACGACCUCCCUGUCGACGCCCGCGACGAGCUCUGGGAAGGCGACGACUUCGCGCCGCAUACCUUGUACACCUUCUCCUCGACCGCCAUCUCCGACAUGCAGCAAUCACUCGCCCAGGACAAGCCCGUUCAAUUCGUGCGCCAUCACUGGUUCAUACAGUGUUUGGACAAAGGCCGCUUCUCUGAGCCGCUGCCCCAUGACAUCAUCCCCCGCCAGGAAGUCUUUGAGCUCGUGGGCAGCGUCAAACAGUCGGACCCACUCAGCUUCUUGACUCGGUGGUCCGUCAGAGACCUCACGUUCCGAUGGAUCCUGGACACCUCCUCUGCCGAACCGACCUACCCGCGCUUGCAAGAAGAGAUGUCUUUGCUCACCAAUGUGCCUGCAGGGCCCAUCCACAGCGUGGAAGAGUUUAUCAAGACCUUUGUCCCUCUGUUCUUCGCCGAGUUCUUUCACUCCCUGCGCGCGGCGGCGGACGCGGCCAUUGACCCCUUCAAGCAGCCACCAGAUCGGGCACCACCGUUCGUGACAGCUACCUUACAAAAGGUGGAAGGUGAUUGUGAUGGCGUGUGCUGUGUCUUCCUCAAAAUCAACUGGCUGGUACCCGACGUGGACAGGCCCAAAGAUGACGACUGGACAACGAUCAAUCGCGAGGCUGGCUCUGUUCUCCUCCUCCAUCGUCCUUCAGGCAAAUUUGUGCCUGUCAUCGUCAUCCGCUGGAGCGACAACGCCCUGCGGGUCCACUGCCUGGUCGACGACGUACCAGAACUCCAGGAAGCCCCAGAGUUUUAUCUCAUCCAGCUUACGGCUAUUAACGUUGUUGCCACCGCCAUCAUGGGCAUCGAACACUAUGACCAACGUCUCGUUCAAGAGGCCUUGACGGGCCGUCGUGUCUCCGAGGACCAGCAGCCUCCUGUAGACCCUGUCCUCGUCAAGCAAAUCGCCGACAACUGGCAGCUCAAUCAGUCUCAGGCCGCUGCUGUGGCCACCGCCGUUUCAACACUGGACCGUGUGAUGCUCAUCAAGGGUCCCCCGGGAACAGGCAAGACGCACACUGCCGCCGCGAUUGUCAGUCUCGUUUUGUCCCACACCCCUCAUCGUCGGGUCCUCGUCCUUGCCCCGUCCAACUCCUCCGUCGACCAGGCCGCCGCCCGCCUUCGCGAGCUCAAGCUGCUCGAUGGAUCGUCCUUCGCCCCCUCUCUCGUGCGAGUUGGCCGCCAACAGGCCAUUUCGCAAUAUAUGAGCUCGCACUCUCUGGACACCUUGGUCGAAAUCCGUUUCGGAGAGACGGUCGACAGACAGCGUCGGAAGGUCCUGACGGAGAGCGAUAUCAUUUGCACAACUCUCGCUGGAGCGGAUAUCCUCCGUCAAUACCGCCUGGCGUUCGACUAUAUCUUCGUUGAGGAAGCCGCCCAGUGCACGGAGGUGGAUAUGCUCACCGCCUACGCUCUGGCCGACGCAAGGACCCGCCUCAUCCUUAUCGGAGAUCUGUCACAGUUGUCCGCCCUCGUCCAUGGGCCCGCCCGUCACUUCAACUUCGAACAAUCAUUGUUCGAGCGCCUCUCCCGAUGUUACACCAAGACCGUGUACCUGCUAAACGAGCAGUACAGGAUGUGUCGUAGAAUUGCUGAGUUCUUGUCGAGUACUUUUUACGACAACAGCCUCCUGUCCCACCCGUCUGUCGACAAGAUGGGUAAGCUUUGGGGUGGCGAUUCGGGCAUCAUGUGGUACGACGUCACGGGCAUGGACUACCGGACGGCUUCACAGUCCCGAACACGCUUCGUCGAGGUUCCCGUCGUCCUCUCAGUCCUCAACCAGCUACAGCAAGCUUUCCAGAGGAACGGCAGCAGCCACACGCCCCCUUCCGUCGGUGUCAUCGCCAGCUACGCUGCACAGAGGCACAAGCUCCAGGAAGCAUUCGACUCUGCGAUCGAGGCAGAUCCUGCCCGCUGGUGUCCCGAUACCGUCGACGGCUUCCAGGGGCGCGAGAAAGACAUCGUCAGCGUCUCCGUCGGUCGGAGCUCAGGCAAGACGAUCGGCUUCCUCGACAACACCCGCCGCCUGGUCGUUGCCCUCUCGCGCGCCCGGCACCUGGUCAUCCUGGUUGGUGACGCAGACUACAUGGUCAAAUUCUCGAAGCCUGCUAGCGAUGGUACCAACCCAUGGGUCAGUCUCAUAGACCACACCCGCCGCACUGGCAUGUUCCGCAAAGCGUAG